This is a messenger RNA of Diprion similis, 1931 nucleotides long. RefSeq names its product microtubule-associated protein Jupiter-like (gene Jupiter). The coding region runs from base 292 to 1017 and encodes 241 amino acids. The transcript is spliced from 6 exons. NCBI's taxonomy places the organism in Eukaryota, Metazoa, Arthropoda, Insecta, Hymenoptera, Diprionidae. Gene Ontology annotation, cellular component: nucleus. The record is from RefSeq and is a predicted model, not a curated record.
CCCGGUGGUUUCCAGUCUGCUGCGAGCUCUACAGACGAAUCGUCGGGAGAGUUUUGUUGUGCGGCGCUGAAAACCCGGCAUCAUAUUUAACCACAGCUUAAAAACCAAAUCGGAUAUUUUACAACCGCGUUCCCGCAGCAGAGAGAAGACUUGCUCUGGUACCUACUUCCGGUUUGUGAUUGAAAAAAAUCACUCCAACGUCGUACCGAAAUCUUCUUUUCGGGUCUUGUUUUUCAACGAUUUGAAGAAAAAAAGUUCUACGAUUCAAAUACCGAACGAAUAACAACCAUCAUGGCCACUUAUGCCGCCUAUCGACACAUCGAACUGGACAACGUUGGCUAUGGAAAGAAGAGGGUGUUGAAACCCCCAGGCGGUGGAAGCAGCGACAUUUUUGGAGGAGCUCCGGAAGAGACGAGCCCUCGUCGUAUCAAGAAUCACAAUCAUUCGCAACUGGGAUCAACGAUGUUCGGAGAGAAUAGUAGCAACUGUUCAGAUACGCCUCGCGCUAAGCCUGGUAAUGACUCAUACAAGCGUCUCUUUGGUCCCCCCGAUGCCCCAACUACCCCAAGCUCGAAAAACCACAUGCGAAGCAAUAUACCGCUCAGCGGUGAGAAAUCGGUUCCCGAAACUUCCAGCCAGUCGAACACCUCGAGCAACGGAAAUUCGAAUGGCAAUAUCUAUGGUAAUGGCAACGAUGCGUACAACAGUGAGACAGCUUUUAGGAGAAAGAAACGAUUUCGAGGAUUAUCCUGCAUGCCACGCAACCCGGUUACCGGAGAUGGAGUUGACGUGAUGCCCCUGAGGCGCAGCGCACGUAGGAGUAGAGAUGGCAACCCGGUAACUGGAACAGGAUACACAGGAAAUAUAGAGAACAACAGCGCUCCGGUGCAAAAUGGAAAUGGCAAUGUCGCUGAGAAAGUAAACGGAUCAUCUACUGGCUCCGCAUCACCACCAGCCCCAGCAGCACAGCCACGUACUCGCGUGCCUCCAGGAGGCUAUUCUUCAGGCCUCUGGUAGACAUCGUCGAUGGACUUAAAUAUCCAACAGCACUUUGAUACUGUCGUUACUUCCAAAUCCGAAAACCUCACCGACUGACUUUUUAUUAUUAUUAUUAUUAUUAUUAUUAAUCAAACUUUAUUAAUUCGAGGAUAUUGUUCACACGUAAUAACCGUAUUUAAAUAAUGAACAAUGGAAGUAAUAAUGAAUCAGUAUAAUUCUUUGAUUUGUAUUCGAUCAAUCAGGUUAAUCGCAUUUAUGGAGCUAUCUUUAGCAUUAGGAUCUCCACAAUGAUUAAAUAAAUUUAUAGAAGAACGAAAAAAAUAUAAACAAAAAAAAAAAUCAACAUUAAGAAACAAUAUGAAUAAAUGGUUCGUAAUAAAACGGCGUAAUCAAUACUUAGCAAACUAUGAUUGAGUUUAGCGAACCUAAAUUGUAUAUUAGAUAGUUCUUUCUCGAAAAUAAAAAGUUACACUAUAUGUAUAUCAAAAAAAGUGCUUUCUUAAUUUUGUGCCUUUUCACUUUUGCGUAAAUCACAGAAUCGAUAAUGUUUGUAAUGCGAAUUUAAGCUUUAAAAAGCCGCAUUAUCAAUACUCAUAUAAUAAUUCUAUAUAUUCGGUUACAAAUCAUUGCUACUAAGUACUAAUAAAAAGAAAAAUACUCGGAAAAAAAUUGAAGUAAAGGAAGAAGUAAAAACAUGAUAACUUGGAUAUUAGUUACAUAGUUUUUGCUCCGACAUCACUAUCAUUACACAAUGUAAUAUUUAUAUUUAUUUCAGUCUAUAAGAGAUUGUAUCCCGUUUUGACAAGUAGAGUGUUUACACGAUUGUUCGAUUUUGAGUAGAAAGAAAAAAAACUACAGUUUGUAACCUACAGCAUUUCCAUGAAAAUACCUUUUUGUACUUUUGGCCUCAAAUAAACAUUUUGUAAAAACAA